This is a messenger RNA of Hymenoscyphus albidus, 2627 nucleotides long. The record is from the annotation of a GenBank genome assembly. NCBI's taxonomy places the organism in Eukaryota, Fungi, Ascomycota, Leotiomycetes, Helotiales, Helotiaceae.
UCCACAUCCACCAUUACAUCGUGAGACGACGCCGCGCGCCAUCAGCCCGUUGCGUUGCGAGCUGCACGUUGGCAUUCCAUUCUGGCAUUCCCAAACCAAGCGAACUAGUCCUCCUUCUGGCCGCCAACACUGGCAGUGUUGCCACCUUGCGAUAGUCCAUCUAUUCACAUUUAGUGAUCGCGCUUGUGCAGGAAAUACCUAGGUACCUCUUCCAGAAUCCCAGCGCCGCCCCGCCACGCCACAUGGUGAAAGCAGCGUACUCGAGUCUCGACGACUCAUAGCCACAGACACAGCAGACUACCGUCACCAGACUUCUCACCUCAGACCCCAGACAAGAAUUCGAGCCCGUAAAGAAGAGGGACGGUGACGGGUUCAAGAGCGCGAACGCGCGAAACCAACAGAGGGCACGUCGUGUUCCCCAUUCGUCUGCCACCAACUGCCCUCCACUGGAUGUCUUGGGUCCGCUAAUAUUGACAACUGCCAUCCAUGAAAUUGCGAUUCGCAGGGAAUACUCAAACUUACCGCAGUCUAUUUCUGGGCCUGACGUGGGCAAAUCCCUGUCGCCUCGUGUCAAGCACAUUUUCUAUGCUGUGUGGAUGCCUUGUGCCUCGCCUCACGUCUGCACUCUUCGACCUUCUGUGCGUCCCCAACGACACUUCGCUUCUGUUCCCCUUCUCCUGGGGCACCCCAGCCGCAAAACCACUCCACUACCGGUGCCACUCCACUGACUGCGCAAAGGCAUCGAGUCUUCCAGCCUAGGUUACUGGUGAAACAGCGGCAGAACUUUCACGUCGCCCAUCGUCCAUCGGCACAUCUUUGCUCUCUCGCCAGCUUCCAGUUCGUCUCUAGACCGCCAGUCGUUGACCAUCUUGGAAAGAAAGGGGGUCAAGAACAAAGCUGCUCUUGUCUUUACAACACAAUCUAUUUGGUCUUCCGCACAUCCUUAUUUCCUCAGACUUCUCUCACCAAAUUAUACUUUCUUGAGUCACCAUUCAUUGUUGAUCUUUCAUCAAACCCUUUCCAAGGCUCCUCCCAAGCCUCAACCGCCCAGGUAAACAUCUCUUGGGCAGCAUCAUCUCACACAAGGCCUAGUCAAGCGCGCCUUUAAACAAAUCCCCUCUGUUCACGAGCCAAUCACCUUUUUUCCCUCUCCUCUACGAGUCCCCUGACUCACUUCCCGAGGGAUCCCCCUUCCAGAAGGACGUUCCAUCAUACCUCAGACAAACCCAACGCCCCUGUCGGUCCGUUCUCGUCUCCCCUGUUCAACCGCAGCCACGCUCACGCACCACGUUUCCACCACAUUUUCUCCACCAGGGCUAACAUUCCUUCUCACCUUAUCCUCAAUAUAAGACUCGUGGCUCCCCUGUGACCGUACCUUUUUCCUUUCGAGAUGUCUACCAGCAACUUGACUUCGCACGCUUCUCAAACUCCAGCUCAAGAAGAAUUCAAUAACCUUGUCAGCCGUGCCUCAGCUUCCGAAAAAGAAAAUCAACAUCCAGGAGAUCGUGGAGACUACCAAAACGACAAAGAGAACAGCGACGUAGACGAAGACGACGAGUAUCUGUCUAAGCGACUAGACGAAACCAUGAGGAUGCCAACUUUCGAUCGUUUCCCUGGCUCAGGAUCAGGAAGUCUCAAGCUUCCUCACAGAGACUUUGAUAAUGGACGGACAACCGGUGUCAAAGGCGUCAUUGCCGAUGCAAGAAGUUACGAGGAAGCAAGACGCAAUGGAAGCCAAAAGAGAAAUGGAAACAGCAGAUCAAACUCAGUUGCCAACAAGCGAGCGAGUACUAUGUCAUUCUUGAAAGAGGACGGAGAGGAUAGCGAGGAGGAGGAUGAAGAGUUCGUCGAGAGAUGGCGACAACAACGACGAAUGGAAUUAGAAAGAGAAGGAAACGAUAUUCGAAACCGAAGAACCAGUCCAAGUGUAAGACGAUAUGGGCGGUUCGACGAGGUCGACGCAUUAGGCUAUUUGGACGCGAUCGAGAAGGUUACGAGAGACACCGUCGUCGUUGUGUUUGUCUACGAUCCAGAGGUACAUUUUUCUUCACUCACACUUCAUGCAUCAACACUAACCCAAGCUACAGUGUGAAGUGUCACAAGUUAUAUCGGAUGCUCUCCAGCCACUUGUAUCCAAGAAUCCAUCCAUUCACUUUGUCCGAGUCCAUUACGAAGAAAUCGAAUUUGAUAAUGCCGGAGUUCCGGCAAUUCUUGCCUACAAAAACCAAGGAGAUCUUUUCGCAAAUCUCACAUAUAUCAUCGAUCAGAUACCAGAAGAUACACCUUUCGACACCAAAGCCCUGGAGAAUGUCUUAAGAAAGAACAAUGUUGUCCGAUGAAUCCGUCUAUCUCUCCCAGACUUCGACACGCCGAAUGAUUAAUUCCUUCACAUUUCGCAUUGUGUCUUUUUUACACUACAUACAUCUCAUAGCGAGGCGCCCGGUUCCUUUUCCAGUCUUCCACUUUUAUACCAGCAGCGAACCAUACUCUUCAACCAUCAUGGACGGCUGCUCUUCGUUAUAAUUUUCUUUCGUUGUAUUCAUUCAUGAGGAAUUUUGGGCUGGCUAUCUUGUUUUUUCUCCCUUUUUACGUUUUUACGGUGCAUUAUUGAACUUUUUCAUAAAAUC